This is a messenger RNA of Xiphophorus hellerii (green swordtail), 4341 nucleotides long. RefSeq names its product general transcription factor IIIC, polypeptide 4 (gene gtf3c4). NCBI's taxonomy places the organism in Eukaryota, Metazoa, Chordata, Actinopteri, Cyprinodontiformes, Poeciliidae. The record is from RefSeq and is a predicted model, not a curated record. Gene Ontology annotation, biological process: transcription initiation at RNA polymerase III promoter. Gene Ontology annotation, cellular component: transcription factor TFIIIC complex. Gene Ontology annotation, molecular function: protein binding; histone acetyltransferase activity. The coding region runs from base 1 to 2373 and encodes 790 amino acids. The transcript has 4 exons.
AUGGCGGCCGCCAGUCCGCCUGACUGUGCUACCCCGGAGUCUGGAAACGUUGCGAUAAAGACGGAGCCUUUAGACGGGGAUGAUGCGCCGCCCACGCUGCGGGACGUGCCGGUUCGACGCGACCCGGUGGUGCCGCUGCUGUCCCCGGUGAGCGGGCCGCAGCCGCUCCGCUGGUCUCCGGAUCACCGGCUGUCCGUGUGCACCUCCAGCUCCCUGUCCGUGCUGGAGCUGCUCUACGACAUCCACAGCAGCAGGCAGGACCUGAGCCUCAACCGAACCUCCAUCCCUGUCCCGACCCAGACCCACAAGCUGCGGGUCGGACCGCCAGAUGAGCUGUCGCGUGCUGUAAAGAAGUUCUCGUUGGAUCCGGACCCGACUGUGCGGCAGGUCUUUCUGGCGGACACGGUGAUCAACCCAUCAGUCGGGGUUCACAGUGGGAUGAAGUUCGCCAGCUGGUCUCCGUUGGGCUGCGACUCCUGCGGCCGCUGCCUCCUCGCCUGCCUAACGCUCGAUAACCGACUCACCGUUCACAGCAGCCGCGGCCACCUGGAGUGGAAACUGCUGGCCGAUCUUAGCGAGAAUUACGGCGAGCGGCUAAAGGAGCGAGGCUACGCCAAGAAGGAUAGCAACCCCCCGCAGGCGGACCUGUUGGACCUCGCCGAGCUGCAGCGGCGGUUCCGCAUGCAGACCCCUUUAAAGAUGGAGUGGUCGAGUGUUUACACCAUCAAAAAGGUCCAGGCGGACAACAGCUGCGUGGAUGAAGAGAUGGUUCUGCUCGCCGUCCUGAUGGAAAACGGCGACCUCGUUUUGUGGAAGUUUGUGCUGCCGUUCGCGGACGGCGACGACGUUGUCUUCUACGACCUCAUCGAGUCCGGCGUGAGCAGACCCAGCGACUUGGCGUGGUGGGAGUACGAGAACAGCAAUCAGCGGAUGGGAGGGCUAAUCGUCGGCAGCGAGGUUGGACCCGUCAAGAUCAUGCCGGUCAGCCUGUCGAAAGUGAAGGGCUACUGCACGCUCCGGCUCCCCGUCAUCCUGUGGAAGGAGUGCGACGAGAUCGCAGUGGAAAACAUCCGGUGCUUCCCGGUGAUCCACCCGAUCCAUAAAACCAGCUGCAGCCUCAUCGUCGCCUCAAGGGGUUGCUACAUCUUCUGGUGUUUGCUGAUGGUUUCACCAGACGGACUCAACAUUCACAAUUCCCACAUAACGGGACUCAACUCGCUGCCUGUCGUCUCCUUGGUGGUCAGUCAGCAUGAAGUCGCGGUCUACUCCUGCUCCAUGGACGGUUGGAUCAAAAAACUGACGCCGACGUUCACGGAGAGCUCCGUUAUCUUCAAAGUAGAGGACUUGGUUCAGCCAGAAACCCUUACGGGACGGUGGAUACACGGGAUUGCCGUUAGCCACAACGGCACAUACCUUGCUCUGGUCAGCACCCCGGGGAUCGUCGGUAGCUUCCACCCUAUCCACAAGAACUUCCAGAUCCACUUCCUGACGCUGAAAACUCCUGAAGCGGCUGCAUCGCUCCUGCUCAAGUCCCCCGAGCAGAACCUGUUCAAAACGGCGGACUUGCUCGACCUGGUGAAGUGGCAGGUCCUGAAAACCAAACGCGUCCCUGCGUCGCUCCAGGAGGAGCUCGACCGCAAACUCCAGGAAGUGGACUCGCCGUACUUGUGGCGCAUCAAGCUCUUUUUGGCGCGCGUUCUUCACCUGACCCUGCAGGUGCCGCGCACAGAGAACAAAUGGAAACCCAGGCGGACGGCGGUCAAAGUGUUGGUACAAGAUGAGGAAGAAGACGAGGAAGAGGCUGUUGAGAGGGUGGAAGGCGAGGCUGGUGGAGUUGAAGGGGAAGCAGAGGCCCGAAGGGCCGAGAUUCAGACUCUGAUGGAAGCGGCUGAGACGCAUCUGAUGAGGGAUCACAUGAAGAAGGUUUUGGGCGUCGUGUAUCUCAACACCUGGGUGCCUCAGAACAUCUGCAUCCCCACCUGCGGCCUGAUGGACUACCUGUCCAGGGAUCCCAACGACAAAGAUUCAGAGGUUCUGAUCGGCCACAUCCGGAAGAAGCUCAACAAGCAGACGUUCCCGGAGCGCUGCAGCCUCUGUCAAGCCCCGCUGCCCUUCACCGACUGGAAACAAGCCGCCUGCGAAAACGGACACGUGUGGCUCAGGUGCGUGUUGUCAUACCAGGCCUGCCAGACGCUGACGUUCAGACGCUGCCUCCUGCAGGAUUGCAUUGCCAGACUGCCAGAGCCUGAGGGUAAGCGCCACUUUCCAUCCUCCUCCUCCUCCGUUUCGCAGGCUUGUCACCCUCAGCGACAGCCUUCGCCCCGCGCCGGCGCUCAGAUCCACGCCUGGCAUGUCGGGUUUCCACCCGCUUGAGGAGUUAAUACCUAAUAACCAGCGACCGCUUUAGAAAUCAGCCUCAUUUGCUCCGUUUCUGCGUCCCUUUUUUCUUUAAUUUAGUUCCUCCGCCACAUUUUUUAAACAUUUAUUGUGUCGUUUAUCAUCUUUUGUGAUAAAUUUCUUAUCUUUAGAAGAUUCUGAUUAAUUGUUGUCAAGAUUACUUCCAGUUAAUAAUGUUUAAAACUCCCCAAAACUGUCCAUAUUGUUACUUUUACUAUUUUGCUCCACUGUUUGAUCAAUUCGAGUAUCAAUAAAUAAGAAAAUAUGAUUAUUGUGUCCUAAAGAAGCAUAUUCCAAAAUAUUAUUAAUUUUUUAACAAUAAUUAAUAUGAUGAAAUACAGAUAAGACGCAUUAGAACACUUACUACUUCGUAUUUUAACAGUAUAAAUCCCAAAUAUACAGUAAAAUGUAUGAAUAUGAUGAGAUUUUGAUUGAUUGUUGUCAUGAUAAAUUCCAAAUAAUAUUUAAAAUCCCCCCAAACUGUCCAUAUAGUGUUAGUUUUACUAUUUUCUUCACUAUUUGAUCAAUAAAAAUGUAUAAAUAAAUAUAAAAAAUAUGAUUAAAUGCAGUUACUGUUGCAUUUUAGUCUUUAUGUGACUCAUGUCCUAAAGAAAAAUAUUUCAAAUUGUUUUUUAGCAAUAAUUUAUGCAGGCACUGCAAUAAAACACUUAUUACUUCUUAUUUUAACAUUAUAAACACUAAAUGUAUCUUAAUAUGUGCAGUGGAAGCCAUCUUGGCGCUACCAAAGAAGCUAACACCUACAGUUUUACUUGUCUUCGCACUCGGGGUUUCAGCCAAUCAGCAUCGAGGAAAUAAACGCCGUUCUUGGAUUGGCUGCUAGCUUAUAGCGCGUCAGUUAGCAUAUUAGCUAGGUACGUUAGCUAAAUAAAAUAAUUAUUUGAAAACUUUUUGUUUCUACUCGGGUUCUCUUUGUUCGAUAUGGAAGUUUUAGUUUGAAAAUCUGAAAACUGUCUUCAGUCAGAGGGCUCUUCUAAUGCGCUGUAGCACAGACAGUUACAGGAGAUCCUUCUAUCACUAUCUUCAAUAACUCUUUGAAAAAUUCUGAAUUAAAUUGAGCUACAGCAUUUCAUUUCCAUUUGGGAACAAUAAAGUAUUUUUGAAUUGAAAUAUUUAGGUAACUAAAUAUUUUUGAUGGAAAAAAUUGCAAGAUGUUGAUAACUUUAAGUUUCCUCUUCAGAUCUUCAUUUGCAGAAAGCCAAUAUUUUUAUUUUCAAAAUACUUGUUUUGUUUUUGGGAAUAAAUUAAAGAACUCUGAUCUUAAUUCAGCAUCUUAAACUACACGUUUGCUCUUCCAGUAAUCUAUUUUUAAUUAUUUUUACCUCCAUCCCUGAACAAACGGCUUCACUGCAAUUUUCACUGACAGGAGGCAAAUUAAAAAACAUCUUUUAUCGUGCCGCAAAGAGGAAAUUUAAGUUUAACAGCAGCAUCAAAUAAUAUAUUGUACAAGGAAACAGUGCAGUUAUUAGAAAUAAGAAUAUCAGACUUGUGAUUUAAAAUCCACUUGAAAUGGAGAAUGAUUUUAUCUUUUAUCAACCAAGUUUUUGGCCGAAUAAAGUAAGAAUGAGCCACAUCCUGUUCAUGUUACAUGUAAAACAUCAACCAGCCAAACUUUAGGGCAUUGUUAUGUGUUUGUCAAAUGGGUAGAAAUAACAAAUUUAAACUGCGUUUGCAAUUUUAAUUGAUAAAUAACCAAAAAUCAAUUAGAAAUUGGAGUUUGAACACCAUUGGUUUAAUAAAUAAUAUAAAUAAUAAUUUUGAGCUUUCCUGUGUUUUUUUUAAAUGUGCAUUUCAUAUCAGGUUCCAAUCAUUUUAUGCUUUAAACUUCUAAAGUUGUCAGAUUUUAUGUUUAAAAUGUGUGAAAUAUUUAUCUGUGACUUCAGUUAACAGUUUUAUUUCUCCGUUUGGUGGACAAACUUCCUGUUU